This is a messenger RNA of Phaedon cochleariae (mustard beetle), 612 nucleotides long. NCBI's taxonomy places the organism in Eukaryota, Metazoa, Arthropoda, Insecta, Coleoptera, Chrysomelidae. The record is from the annotation of a GenBank genome assembly.
AAAAAAAUCAGGGUAAUCAAAUUUCAAGUCAAAUAACAAACACAGUCGUAACAAAUAAGGAAUAAAGAGAAAUGAGGAUAUUUCAAGCAUUAUUUCGCAGAAAACAUUUACCAAACGGUCAUAUUUACAGGGGCAAGAAUAGAAUAGUUAAAGAAGUCACUAUAGAUGAUCUCCAAAAAUUGAAAACUCUGUUUGAAAUUGAAGAACAAAAUAUGUUCUAUUUGAGACAUGCUUUCCUAACACCCGAACAAUCAUCAGGACAUGGUAGAGCUUUAGGAAAGAAUGAAGCUAAUUUCAUCAAGACCAAAACAAAACAGAAGCCAUUCUAUGAUAAUGUUACAAUUGAGUCCCGAUUAGCUCAUCUUAGGGUGAAUGAAGGAUGGGAAUGAUCCAUAUCUUGAGUUGAGUCAUCCUAGAUUUGUGAUUGUUUAAAAUAUAUUUAUUAUAGAUAAAAGUACAGUAUAGGUAUAAGGUAUAGGUACAAAGAUAGAUAAUCUAAUCUAAUGAUUCUCUCACAUCUCCCAUCUACCCUGCAAAAUCAGUAUACCUACCUUUCAUCCAUACAGAUUUUACUUAUUUGAAUAAAAUAUUAGCAGUAUUAUUUUCUCUUUA